Oncorhynchus mykiss (rainbow trout) is the source of this 939-nucleotide messenger RNA. It is a transcript of the gene lep, whose product is annotated as leptin. Gene Ontology annotation, molecular function: hormone activity. Gene Ontology annotation, biological process: signal transduction. The record is from RefSeq and is marked provisional. Gene Ontology annotation, cellular component: extracellular region. NCBI's taxonomy places the organism in Eukaryota, Metazoa, Chordata, Actinopteri, Salmoniformes, Salmonidae.
ACAUACACAAACCCUAAGAGGAGUGCCCGUGCUGUUCUUUAUAUAAACACAGAGAAACCACCAGGUUCUAGACACAAACCUGCACACAUAUUGACACAGGUACACACGUUCAGGCACAUACACCCAUUCCUCCAGACUACAGAUAUGGACUGCUCCAUGGCCCUCCUGUUGUCCUCUCUGUUGGCUCUGUUCAGCGUGGGGGCGGGAGCUUCACUCUCAUUGCAUGUAGUGAGGACCAAGGUCAAAGACCUUGCUCAAACCAUGGUGAUUAGGAUCAAAAAGCUGGAUAUAUCUCCUAACCUGAUCGAGGGCAUGGACCCAUUUCUCCCUGCGGCUGCAGUAGAUCAGCAUAUAGAAAGCCUGCCUUCCAUAGUGGAGACCAUGGGAUUCUACCAGGACCUACUGCUCGUCCUAGACUGGGCAGACCUCAAACAGCUGGUGGAAGACACCUCCACUAUGAGGGGUCUGCUGGAGAACUGGAUGACAUCACGCUGCCCAGCCCGCCAACAGAAACAGACAGGAGAGGGAGGGCUGUCAGAGGCUCUGAAAGACACUACCAGGAAGUAUGGUCUGAGUGUGGGUCCAGUUGCGCUAAACAGACUCAAGGGCUACCUUGGUCGGUUACUACUGAACCUGGAUCAGCUGAAUUACUGUUACUAAUGUUGACAAUCACUGAGCAACUGAACUCAGAUCAGUUUGUGCCAUGCUGAACAACUGUUACUGACAGUGACUGUCACUGAGUAACUGAACUAUGAUCAACUCGUGAUCUGCUGAAAUCCUAGAAUGAGUUGAAGCAAGACUGGACAGUGGGGUCAUGGUGUCUGAAGAUUCUCCCAAAUGUAGGUCAUCCCACUGUCACCAUCUCCUGCUAAGUUAAGACAUUUUAUAUUGUAUUAUUUAGACAAGGACUGUAUCUUUAUUUAUAUUUAUUUCUAUCAA